Triplophysa rosa is the source of this 3309-nucleotide messenger RNA. It is a transcript of the gene ccnt2a, whose product is annotated as cyclin T2a. Gene Ontology annotation, biological process: positive regulation of DNA-templated transcription, elongation; regulation of transcription by RNA polymerase II. Gene Ontology annotation, cellular component: cyclin/CDK positive transcription elongation factor complex; nucleus. The coding region runs from base 57 to 2090 and encodes 677 amino acids. The record is from RefSeq and is a predicted model, not a curated record. NCBI's taxonomy places the organism in Eukaryota, Metazoa, Chordata, Actinopteri, Cypriniformes, Nemacheilidae. The transcript has 9 exons. Gene Ontology annotation, molecular function: cyclin-dependent protein serine/threonine kinase activator activity.
GAAGCGUGAGUCCGCUCGUACGUGACGUUCGCUUUCUGUUCGUCUGCUGGACGGUAAUGGCGGCUUGCCGGGGAUCAUCGUCCAAAUGGUUUUUCACCCGGGAGCAGCUCGAAACCACCCCGUCCCGCCGCUGCGGAAUGGAGCCAGACAGAGAGCUGUCGUAUCGACAGCAGGCCGCAAAUCUAAUUCAGGACAUGGGUCAGAGACUAAACGUUUCUCAACUCACAAUAAAUACUGCCAUUGUUUACAUGCACAGAUUUUAUAUGUACCACUCUUUCACCAAAUUCCACAGAAAUACCAUCUCCCCAACAACAUUAUUUCUGGCUGCAAAAGUUGAAGAGCAACCACGGAAACUUGAGCAUGUCAUUAAAGUAGCACAUGCAUGUUUAAAUCCCCAGGAACCUCCACUGGAUACAAAGAGUAAUGCAUACCUCCAGCAAGCUCAAGAGCUGGUGAUACUUGAAACCAUAGUGCUGCAGACUUUAGGCUUUGAAAUAACAAUUGAACAUCCACACACUGAUGUGGUGAAAUGUUCCCAGCUAGUGCGAGCAAGCAAGGAUCUGGCACAGACUUCCUAUUUCAUGGCUACCAACAGUCUGCACCUCACCACCUUCUGCCUACAGUAUAAGCCCACUGUCAUUUCCUGUGUCUGCAUUCACCUGGCAUGCAAGUGGUCUAACUGGGAGAUCCCUGUUUCCACUGAUGGAAAGCACUGGUGGGAGUAUGUGGACAGCUCAGUUACACUUGAGCUUCUGGAUGAACUGACCAACGAGUUUCUGCAGAUUCUGGAGAAGACACCCAGCAGGUUGAAGAGAAUUCGUAACUGGAGGGCUACACAAGCUGCUAAAAAGCCCAAAAGUGAUGGUCAGGCCUCCGACAGCAGCUCUUCAGCAGGACCCUCAUCCCAGGACUCAUCCUUGAUGGAUGUCUUACCUGGGGUCUCCUCGAAUACAGCCUUCCCCAAAGCCUCCACGUCUUUUCCGCUGACCUUGCCUGGCAACCCAAGCAGCAGUCUUUCUCUUGAUUCAAUGGCCAACAUGCAGGGAACCUCAUACACGUACACCGCCCCCAGUGACUGGCCUCAGGACCAAAUGCGUUCAGACCUCUAUUCCGUCAAACAGCUUCCUCCACACUCCUCUAUGCACCUGCACCGGCCUGACAAAAGCGCAGAGUUUAACCCUGCGAAACACGAACAUAAAGCCAGCGGUGGGGCGAAACAUCAGGCCACAACCAACCCACCGUCUGUGGCAACCCCUCAGAAAAUGUCUCUGGACAAGUACAGGGAGAAACAUGCUGCUGACCUGGCAGGGCAGAAACGCCGGCAAGACCAGCAGAAUGCGGAGACUGAGUUUAGGGAUGUGUAUGGUGCUCCAGCAGAACACCGUAAGCACCUGCCCCAACAUUCUCACGGGCUGCAGGGAUUAAGCAGCAGUGCUGGAGCCGCCACCUCCUCGCCCUUGAAGAUGAAGCUGCCCGUCCCCGGGCAGGACAAACGGGAGAAAGUACAGAGCUCCUUAAAACUCCGCCUUCCUGUCCCCUCCCAGAGCGAGAAGGGGGGGUCGAGUAAGGAGGAGCUAAAAAUGAAAAUUAAGGUGUCUUCUGAUCGGCACAGCUCCUCGGACGAGGGUGCCGCAAAAAGCAAACAUUCCAGCCCGCUCGUGAGCAAGGAGAAACACAGAGACCACUCGACCCAUCGACAUCACCACAAACACGGCCACUCCCACACGCACAGCGGCAAUGGCAGGAGCGGCCUCGAGGCAUCCGCUGGUUCGUCCCUUCGGAGCCCGGUUGGUCCCACUGCCGACGGGGCAAGCUCGGCUUCCAGCGCCGGUUCCACGCGUAAGAGGUUAAACCUCGAAGCCAGCCACAAUCGCCACUCCAAAAAGAGCAAAAGCUCCAAGGGCGGCGCAGGUAGUUCCACUCUUUGUUCCUCUGUUCAGCAGUGUGUCUCAUCUCACAACUUUGUUCUUAAUCUUCCCUUCCCCCCUCCCCCUGUCACAUACCAGGUGGGCUACGGACAUCUCAGCACCCUAGUGAAACUGGACAGGAUACCAGUGGAGAGCCACGGCCUUGAGGGUGCGCCGGCCUAGCUAACGGUCACCACACAGACUACAAAAAUACUUUUAACAUGCUUGAUUUGCUGUUAAGUGCCCGAGGAAUGAACUCUUGAACCUAUAGGAAAAGAAUAUAAAGAUGUAAACGAAAAAUCAAGCAGAGUUCUCUUUAUUACAGAGAAAAUAAUCAGGAAUGUCAAUGAAAAAGAGUUAAGAGAAAGAAAAUAAAAAUGCUUCCCGAUCUUCUGGCAGUUCAGUUCAGUCUGGGCAUCUCUCUGUGCUGCUUCGUCCUCACUAUUCCCUCAUAAGCAGUUGGUUUGUGUGCGUGAGCCGGUAAAUGGGUGUUAGUCCAAAAAAAGAACAUGUAUCUUGAAAAGAGUGAAGUGUUAUUCCCCCACAGUGAUUAUUUAUAGAACAUUUAAAAGACUGAAAGUAGCCUCUAUAUGACUGAUGCUAUCAUUUGUUUAAAUGCAAUCAAGCAUUUAAAGUUCCAUAGUUCUUUGGAUGUUUCUUUUUCCCAUUUGAUUCCAUUUGAAAGUUGUUUACAGAGCGUUGAGAAAAAUUCACAUACAUUUUUGUAUGUUAAAAGCUGUACCAUAACUUCUCAGGGCGGAGUUGCUUGUAUAAUAUAUAUACAUAUAUAUAUGGGGGGUGGAUUUUGUGACUCAGUGUUAGAAUCUAUUAUUGGCAUUUCUAGCUGCAUCCUUCCAGCGAUGUUCUCUUGAACUGGUGUUCCUGCCUGGGUGGAGUAAACUACCAUGCAAUCCACACUCUGCCAGUUACCUGGCAUGUUGUAAGAGGCCUUGAAAUUUGUACCUUUUUUGACCUUCAAGCCGGAUGCCAAAGGCUGUGCCUCAAAAAAAGUGCAAGCAGAGUUCUUCAAAGUUUACAUAACCUUCGCUGUGAAGUGCAUUUAAUAUAUUUCUUAGCUUGAAGCAGUAGCCUCUUGUGCAACUCUGUAAACCAAUAACAAAUAACCAUAUAGGUGGGUGAGAUUGGUUUUACGAUUACGGUGUUGACCCAAAGAGUUGGGCUUUCAGAGGCCCGCAGUGCAACGUUAUUUCUGAGAAAAAGAUGAAUGGUUUUGAUCUUUGAUUUUGAUUCUUUUAAGUGAGAAGCUAUGGGUAAAUGAGGCCAGCAUUGUUAAAACAAUGAAUAAGGCAAGUAAAACUGUUGGCACUAGUUUAUUUUAUUGUCUUUUCCCCCCCAUUUUAUUUAGAUAUAAUAAUAAAUUCCAUGGUUUCCACUACCUUAA